UAUCGACGAGAACCGGCCAGCUCGCAUAAUGAGAGAGGAUUUGAGGUGGACGUUUUAGAGGUCUUUCUCAGAGCAAAGACUGCAAGAGAGUGGAAGAAGAGAGCACGAACCAUGGCCACAGCUCUCUUCCACACCAAUUUUCAUCUCCUCCUGAAAAGAACCCACUUUCGUAACAAACACAUCUCCAAUUCCCGCCCUUCUUACUCCAUUAAAGCUACAAAGAUGGAGGGAAGCCCAGUUGCAGAGAACGAAAAAACAAAUGUAAAUGAGAGAAAGAAAAUCUUCGUUGCCGGGGCUACCGGAAGCACCGGAAAGAGAAUUGUGGAGCAGCUGCUAGCCAAGGGUUUUGCGGUUAAAGCUGGAGUACUCGAUUUAGAUAAAGCAAAAACCAGUCUUUCUGAAAACCCAGCUUUGCAAAUUGUGAAGGCUGAUGUAACAGAGGGUCCAACAAAGCUAGCAGAAGCCAUAGGUGAUGAUGCAGAAGCUGUAAUUUGUGCUACUGGUUUUCGACCUUCAUGGGAUUUAUUGGCUCCCUGGAAGGUGGAUAAUUUUGGGACUAUAAACCUUGUUGAAGCAUGCCGUAAAAGUGGUGUUAAUAGAUUCAUUCUUAUCAGUUCUCUUUUAGUCAAUGGAGCUGCAAUGGGGCAAAUACUUAAUCCAGCUUACAUCUUUCUAAAUGUAUUUGGACUUACAUUGAUCGCAAAGUUGCAGGCAGAGAACUAUAUCAGGAGAUCUGGUAUAAACUAUACCAUAAUAAGGCCUGGUGGAUUGAGAAAUGAUCCCCCAAGUGGAAAUAUAGUCAUGGAGCCUGAGGAUACUCUUUAUGAAGGCUCUAUAUCCAGAGAUCUAGUUGCAGAAGUUGCUGUUGAGGCGUUGCUCCACCCAGAAUCUUAUUACAAAGUUGUGGAAAUAGUUUCUCGACCUGAAGCUCCUAAACGUUCUUAUGGGGAUUUGUUCAGUUCUAUAAAGCAACACUGAUCGAUCUCUCUCCCACUCUACAAUCAUAUGCCAAUUAUUUUAUUUAUUUGUAUUCCUGAUUUUUGAACUAAAGCGAAUUAGUACAAGAUUCAUUGCUCGCAUUGGAAUUUAAUUUACUGUGAUGUGAUCUAGAUGCAGAGAACAGCGGUCUGGUACUUUGGAAGAAUGUUUUUAAUGGAUGGUGAUGGAACACGUUUGUAUGAAAAAUCAGACCAUGCUUCACCAAAACAAGAAUCUCAUGACACGCCCAUUUACAAAAAUAAUUUGAGAGUUCAAACUAAACAUUCACAAGAAGUCAAGCAUAUGGAAGGAUAAAAUUCAAAAGAACCAAGCAACCAGAGAAGCCAUGGCUGCGAUAGCGACAGAUGCACACAGAGCUACUCCAGCAUUCUCCAUGGCUGGUGAUGGGGCAAUCUCUCCAACAUCUUCAACUGCAACACUGACCCCAAAAGUGGCAAAUGCUAUCAGAACCAUAAUAUAGAUGGUGAAUACCAACGACAACUUGCGACCCUCCAUUUCUGACUAAGCUUUCUGGUUAUUAGAGAGGAGAAACUGAUUGUGUAGAUAACUGCUGAUUGCAUUUAAAGAAGGCUUGGAGUGAAGAAUCUGCCAAUUCUUUCUAUGUUGGCAUAACCACAAGCAUAAUUAUUUUAGGUCGUAGGUUGUCAAUAUAUUUUACACAUCUUAAACUUUUCCACCAGCCAACAGGCUGGAACCUGUCUUACUACAGUCCAAAAGCAUUGGAGUAAAUAUAUUUCUAACUUCUGGUUUAUGUGUCAAGUACAGAGAAUCUUACCAAGAAAAAAAAAAGCACAGAGAAGCAAAGCAAAGAGAUGCCAUGAUAUUUAAUAUAGGAGGUGUUUUUUUUGACACUAUGAGUUGCAAGGUUGUGGUUGUAAAAUUAGGACUAGCUGCCCCAUUGUGAAGUUGUUGACAUUCUGCUGUUCCAAUUCUUGGGAAUUAUUUUCAACUUCCCUCUUACAAGUUUUUAUGCAUAUACUUAUAUGCCUUCACAUUA
Messenger RNA from Nelumbo nucifera (sacred lotus), 1996 nucleotides. RefSeq lists its product as uncharacterized. Lineage: Eukaryota; Viridiplantae; Streptophyta; Magnoliopsida; Proteales; Nelumbonaceae. The record is from RefSeq and is a predicted model, not a curated record.